This is a messenger RNA of Procambarus clarkii (red swamp crayfish), 681 nucleotides long. The record is from RefSeq and is a predicted model, not a curated record. NCBI's taxonomy places the organism in Eukaryota, Metazoa, Arthropoda, Malacostraca, Decapoda, Cambaridae.
AUGUCCCCCGCUACACCUGACUACACUAAAGAUUCAUCGGAUAAAACUUUGACUAAUGGAGGUGACAUGAGCACCCAGCUGUGCAACACAGACCCAUCUGUGCAACACAGACCCAGCUGUGCAACACAGACCCAGCUGUGUAACACAGACCCAGCUGUGCAACACAGACCCAGCUGUGUAACACAGACCCAGCUGUGCAACACAGACCCAGCUGUGCAACACAGACCCAGCUGUGCAACACAGUCCCAGCUGUGCAACACAGUCCCAGCUGUGCAACACAGACCCAACUGUACAACACAGACCCAGCUGUGCAACACAGACCCAGCUGUGCAACACAGACCCAACUGUGCAACACAGACCCAGCUGUGCAACACAGACCCAGCUGUGCAACACAGACCCAGCUGUGCAACACAGACCCAGCUGUGCAACACAGACCCAACUGUGCAACACAGACCCAGCUGUGUAACACAGACCCAGCUGUGCAACACAGGCCCAGCUGUGCAACACAGACCCAGCUGUGCAACACAGACCCAGCUGUGCAACACAGACCCAGCUGUGCAACACAGACCCAACUGUGCAACACAGACCCAGCUGUGUAACACAGACCCAGCUGUGCAACACAGACCCAGCUGUGCAACACAGACCCAGCUGUGCAACACAGACCCAGCUGUGCAACACUAG